CUCUCGGCAUGGCCGCUCUGCCCCGCCGCUGCUGAGGAGGCGCCGGGCCCGCUCCUUUCCGCCGCCGCCCGUUCCCUUCCGCCGCCGCUCCCCCUCCUCGCCCGCCGCCACUCGCAGGGCCAUGGCCGACUGGGCCCCCGCUCAGGAGCUGGAGUGGGAGAUGGAGUCCAAGGAGCUGGCCCUGGAGCAGCCCUUGGCCGCCCCGGAGCAGGGCCCCGCCGGGGAGGCCGAGCUACCGGCCGCCGAGAUCUCCCUGACGCUCGUCACCGAGAUCCAGGCCGUGGACAGGAAGGUGGACGCCCAGGCCGCCCAGCUGAUGAACCUGGAGGGGAGGAUGAGGAUGGCGGAGACCAAGCUGAUCGGCUGCGAGAAGACGGCGGUGGAGUUUGGGAACCAGCUGGAGAGCAAGUGGACGGCGCUGGGCACCCUCAUCCAGGAGUACGGGCAGCUGCAGAAGAGGCUGGAGAACAUGGAGAACCUCCUGAAGAACAGAAACUUCUGGAUCCUGCGGCUGCCCCCGGGGGCGAAGGGGGAGGUCCCCAAGGUCCCCGUGGCGUUCAACGACGCUUCGUUUAACUUCUCUGAGGAGGAGUGGAAGAGCUUGAACGAGUGGCAGAAGGAGCUUUAUAGGCAUAUCAUGAAAGGCAACUACGAGGCUGUCAUCUCGAUGGAUGCUGCCAUUUCGAAGCCUGACCUCCUGUCGCGGAUCGAGCAAGGAGAGGACCCCAACGCGGAGGAUCAGGAGGACUCGGAGGGAGGAGAAACCCCUACAGACCCCAGCACCGAAUUUUCCUUUCCUGGUCCGGAUGAUGGCUCCUGGAGUAAAUACGAAGAGACUCUGGCUGAAAGCCACGAGGGCUCUGACGAAGAGGAAGGCAUGGAGGUCCCUAGUACAUCUUUAUGUAGAGAUGUCACCAUUGUACUGUCUGAGGUUUCCCAAGAAGUCUUUAUCAAUGAUCUGGACGAGGGGAUCGAGUGCAGCUUCAAUGAACAGCAGUGUGAUGAGGAAGGUCCCGAAAGCCUGGAGCUUCCCGGCUCCUUGGCAGGCAAAUGGGAAGAGGUUUUCUCCAGCCCAGAGGAAGAGAUGAAGCUAAGUGUCAAGAGCCAGAGCGGAUCCACCUCGCAGCGGAGAACCCCCACGGGCAACGGGCUGAGGCGUUCCUCUCGCCGCGGGAGAGACUUGGCCAAGAAGGACGUUCCCGAGGACGUGGCAGCAGUAGAGGGGCCCUACAUCUGCUGCGAGUGUGGGGAGAGCUUCCUGGACAAGGAGCUCUUCGCCGCCCAUCAGAAGGCACAUGCCAGUGAGGAGGCCUGCACUUCCCUGGAGCACGCAGAGAGCUUCAGGCAGAAAUCCAAAAGCAGCUCCACGAAAGGCCAAGGGUCUUCUCGCUCCAAACCGGGCUCCAAGCGCCCCGACGGGGAGAAAAGCUCUGCUUUCAAGUACGGCUUCGUCAGGCAGGUGAACAACAUGGUGGAGAGACCCUACACCUGCUCCCAGUGCAAGGAGAGCUUCAGCCUGGAGGUCAGCCUUAUCCUCCACCAGAAGCUCCACACGGGGAAGGGCGACGGGCCCCUGACCUGCACCUACUGCGGGAAGGACUUCCGAGAUCUCUCCAAAGCCAUCCGCCACCAGCGCAUCCACACCGGGGAGAGGCCCUACCAGUGCACUGAGUGCGGGAAGAGCUUCAUCCGGCGGGACCACCUCCUCAAACACUGGCGGGUCCACACCGGGGAGACCCCCUACCAGUGUCCCGUCUGCGGCAAGCACUUCCGCUACAAGGAGUCGCUCAACUGCCACCAGAAAAUCCACUCCCGCAACCCCCGGCCCAUGGAGGAGUCGCAGCACAACCUGGAGUCGGCAACUCAAACCGGCCAUUUCUGCGUGAAAAAAGAAACUAAGCAGUAGCGUUGGCCCCCCCGGGGGGGGGGUGUGAUGAGGGGGGAAAGGCCGGGGGGGGCGGAAAGGGCUGUCGGCGACGGUGAGGGCCGAGCAGGUUGGACGCGCGGCGUGACGGGAGGGGAACUCGUGUCAUGGCAAAGCCAAUCCCACGCGGUCGUGCUACGAAGCCCCGCUUUGUUGAAGCAUCAAAGGAAAUUUCCUCUUUAAAAAACAAAAACACACACAACGACAACACAACAAGAAACAAACAAAAACUCUUGGUGGGACAGCCCAGGCCACCUUUUUGACCCCCCCGCGGGGUGAUGUGAUGAGACUUGCACGGAGCAGCGUAGGGCCUUGGACUCCUCGUCCCCCCUACGCAGGUUUGGAUUUUGCCUGCAGAGCGUGAUCCCCAGCGAUUCUCCAGGGGGCUGGGGGGGGGCUGUAUUUAUCAGGCGUUUCCCCACCAAUCUUUGUGCAUAUUCAGGAGUGACGAGCUUUCGCUUUUCUUUUUUUGUUUUCCCCCAACUCCUUUCACCCGACGAGGAGGCUGGAAGCACAAGGGAGGGAAGGAAGGAAGGUGCCAUUCCCGGAUAAUCCCCUCGUGUCGCCGCACCUUCCGACGGCAAAACCCCCUCCUCGGUGCCGCGAGGCCGGGGCUGGGAUGAAGGGAAGAUUGAGGCGAGGCCACGUGGUUUUAGGGGCACGGCGCAGGAUUUAUCGAAGGCGAAAAGAAAAAGCAGAGAGGAGAGAGAGCAGCGAAGAGCAAGGUGAGAAAAAGUAGGUGCAGGAGGAGAAGGAAAGGGCUGAGGACAUUGGAGCAGGAGGAGUUGGGGAAGGGCAGCGCGUGGAGACGUGGUCGGGUCGCUCACCCGAGGAGGACGCGUCUUUAUUCCUUGGAAGGACGUUACCGGCACCGGUUGGGCCGUGGCUUUCCCUCUGGCCUGAGGGAACGGAGCCGCUGGUCUGUCACACCAACUCCUGGCAAUGAAGGCAAUUUUAGUAUCAUUUUUUUAACUGGGUUUGGUCUCACACUCAGGUAAGUCAGACGAGUGAAAGCAACUUCUCCUAACCCCUGUAAAGAGCUGUUCGGUUUUUAGUUAAUCUAGAAGUAGUAUUAUAUUAUUAUUAUUAAUAAUUAUUAUUAUUAUUAAUUAUUAUUAUUAUACUACAAGGAAAUGUGUGGCACUAUAUUCCACCAGUUGAUCUAAAACACUUUAAAUGUCUGAGAUAACUGACCGGAGGUUUUUUCAGCCGUCUGUGUAAAUAUUGGAUUGACUUCUCGGCGCUAUUCGGUGUUGUUCCUGAGGUGGCUGUUUUAAGUGGUGUCUCUUCCGCUGUGUUUUUAUCGUCGGCUGCUGGUUCGUGAUCGUGUUUUGUAAUAAUUAUUAUUAUAUUAUUGUUUUUAUUUUUUUUUUGUAAAGUCCAUCAAUACAGUGUUUUCCAUUCCGAAGCCCGUGUCGGGUGAGUGAUGGCAGCCCCGCUCCCCUUCACCCUCUUUCGUCCUUGCUUGUCCCCCUCCUUCUCCCCACCAUGACGCACCCGCCUGGUGGUUAAUUAGCCUUUUCCAGGUAAUUUGCAGAACUGGUGAACCCCACAAACCCGGCGGGCUCUGCUCAAGUCCGUGCUGGGGAACCGGGUCCAGCAAAUGAGGCUGCUCAGCCGGUGUCCGGCCAUGGGGAUUUGUGGUUUUUAUGCUUUUUCUCCGCUGCGGCUGGCAGAAAAACGGGGGUUUUGUGGGAGAAUGAUGUCACGGUCCCAAAUGGAGCUGCAGCGAUGGCCCGGGGUUUGCCGGGCUCCGCUGGGACCCGGGACAAUCCCGUGCUGGGAGAAGCUGGGAUGUGGUGGACUCACCCCCCGGCACCGACUGCGGGCGAGAAGGGUCCCGCCGUGCAUUCGCCUCUCCUGUGUCACCCAGAGAGGGUGGCCGGGCCCCACGGCGUCCCAGAGGAUGGGGCUGGGCUGGUUUGGUGCCCGUUGCCCCCGGGAGGGUUUGACUCGCCGCUUCCUCGCUUCACACGUAGCCGAGCUCUUUGUACCGGGGCUGCCAAAUAAAAACUCUUGCUGCCAGG
This is a messenger RNA of Calidris pugnax (ruff), 3951 nucleotides long. RefSeq names its product zinc finger protein 777-like. The record is from RefSeq and is a predicted model, not a curated record. The transcript has 7 exons. NCBI's taxonomy places the organism in Eukaryota, Metazoa, Chordata, Aves, Charadriiformes, Scolopacidae. The coding region runs from base 122 to 1906 and encodes 594 amino acids. Gene Ontology annotation, biological process: regulation of DNA-templated transcription.